Suillus subalutaceus is the source of this 2493-nucleotide messenger RNA. RefSeq names its product Metallo-dependent hydrolase. Gene Ontology annotation, molecular function: adenosine deaminase activity. Bases 490 to 2235 code for a protein of 581 amino acids. The transcript is spliced from 13 exons. NCBI's taxonomy places the organism in Eukaryota, Fungi, Basidiomycota, Agaricomycetes, Boletales, Suillaceae. The record is from RefSeq and is a predicted model, not a curated record. Gene Ontology annotation, biological process: inosine biosynthetic process; adenosine catabolic process.
CUCGUUUCACAAUGACCACGACUCAUUGGAUGAAUUCUGGAAGACCUACAUGGGUUAAUGUCAACUUGAAGACCUCGCGAAAGGCCACUAGUUCAUAGUACUUGUUGCUAAUACUGCAAAUCAGCAGCGUAACACUGACAUCUUGAAGCGCUAAAGUAAGCUAGGCCAACCAUCGCACUUGACUUCCAUCCGGAAUUCGGCUCAAUCCUUCGCGACGAGCACUGCACACUGCGGCACUGCCAUUACCGGCGGCUACGCCGUGGAACGUCUUUUCCGAUAUUCUGAAAUUUGAGUCAUAUGUCAUGGACCACUCAUGGCGGUCAUAUAAGUUGAGAUUCCUGUGCAUUUCAACCUUGUUCUAACGGUCUAGCUACAGGUCCGAGCAUACUAUUGACUAGGGCGGUGCUAACCUGAAGACAAAAAGGCCAAUGUACACAUAAUUCGGGUUGGUCUAUCUUACUGUUCUUCUGUGGGUCUUUCCACUGUGGCAUGUCCGACAUUGUUAUUCAAUGUGGGCGCCUUGGCAUGCUGCACAAUACGCCAAUGGUUGUUGCUACAGGCCAACACAACCAACACGCCACAAAGGAAUCAUUUAUAAAGCCAUCGAAUUCAUGGAAACUAUCAUCAUCCUCUUCUUCGCCAAUGUCCUCCCAAAUGCUUGCCGACUAUCUACAAAGACGUGAGAAGCUUAUCACAGAGGACCGCGCGUUGCGAAUAGACCGUGUUCGUGCAAAUUACACCACAGCUGAACGGAUGGCAGAUGAAGUUGUGCGCUCCAUCCGUGCUAGAGAAGCUAUCACUGUUUGGGGGAUUGAUCACGAGCAUGUCCCUCACCCAUACCCAGGGAUGGAGUUCUUGAACGCCAAAGAUAUCAUUUUACAGACGGAUCUCUACAGUAAAAUAGUCUCCAAAAUGCCAAAGGGUGCGCUAUUGCAUGUACACCAGAACGCCUCGGUGGAGGCAAGAACACUUCUUGAUCUGGCAUUGGGUCAUCCCGCGAUACAUAUCCGCAUCCCGGGUCCGUUGGACAGAGAUUCUCUCGAAACUGUACUGCCCACAAUUCAGCCAAUUCCUGUGGAACAGUAUCCUGCCGCCGAUGAUGUAACUGGUAUCACAGAUGUUUUAUACACCGGGGGCUGGGUUCCUAUCAAGAAGGCGCGAGAGCUCUUCGAUCCUGCACUAGGCGGCCCUGCUGGGUUUGAUAAGUGGGUGCUCAGCGCCUUUAUGAUAAAUCCCAGCGAUGCGUACCAUACGUACAAUACACCGAUGAAAAUCUGGCUGAAGUUUGGAAGUACCUUUGGCGUGACUGAUCCCAUUAUCCGUUUCGUGCCGAUUCAAAAGGAAUACUUGCGGAUGUUCCUUCGCUCGUCGAUAGAUGAUGGUAUCUCGUAUAUCGAGGUUCGAACUAGCUUUUUCAAAAAAUACAUACUUGGAGAGGACGCGAAGACCAAACUUGAAUUACGUGAACUACUGUUGAUAUUCCGAGAGGUCACAAACGAAAUAAAAGCGGAAAUGAAGGCGAAAGGUCGGGAAGAUGAUUUCUCUGGGAUGAAGAUUAUCUAUAAUACCCUGAGAAUUGUCUCCGCCGAAGAAUUGGAAUCAGAACUAGAGCAGUGCAGCAGAUUCAAGCAGGAAUUCCCGGACCUUAUUGCUGGAUUUGAUCUCGUGGGCCACGAAGAUGGGGCGGAGUGUAGACCGCUUCUUGAUUACGCAGAGCCACUUCUGCGUUUCGCCGAGCAGCAUCCGGAUAUUCCAUUCAUUUUUCAUGCUGGUGAAACUCUAGGUGAUGGCACUGCAGCGGACAUGAACCUGUAUGAUGCGAUUCUUCUUGGAACGAAGCGUAUCGGACACGGUUUUUCCCUGGCGAAGCAUCCCAAAUUAAUGGAAAUUUGUCGAGAGAAGAAAAUAGCAAUCGAAGUCUGCCCUAUAUCAAAUGAAGUACUACGUCUUACCUCAUCGAUGCCUAUGCACCCCCUCCCAAUAAUCAUGAACCAAGGCAUUCCGGUGGUACUGUCUUCAGACGAUCCUGCGAUGUUUAAUAGUAUGGGGUUGUCCUUUGAUUUCUUCCAGGUACUAGUAGCAAGUGAAGUUACGGGACUCCUUACUCUUGGCCAGAUGGCCCGUGACAGCAUUACAUAUUCCAUGCUAGAUGAACGAAGCAAGCGCAUAGCUAUAGAUGCAUGGGAACGACGGUGGGCCAAAUUCGUAGAAGAGGUUGCAGCGAUGGAUCCGUGAUUCAGUGAAACUUUGGCUCCCCGAAAUACCGAAAUAUGGAGCUUUGGAUGUUGUGGAGAUGCAUAAACUUAUCGAACUUGUGUAAAUAUUGAGUACGGACACUCCUUCAUCAGGGAAAUCGGUGAUUCCUAAUUUGACACAAUUCUCGCGGAUUGUUGAGGAUUCGAUACGUUCGAUUGAUAUGACUGAUUUUUUUAGUCCCCCUCCCAAUUGUAGACAAUUCACCCUAAUUACUACAAUACCAAAGUAUAAAUCACA